Molecule: messenger RNA, 2880 nt
Organism: Uranotaenia lowii
Lineage: Eukaryota; Metazoa; Arthropoda; Insecta; Diptera; Culicidae
Exons: 1
Coding region: 1-2880 (959 amino acids)
Source: RefSeq, a predicted model, not a curated record
AUGUGGACGGCGCUAGAGCAGGUGCAGGGUGAACUAGAGGACACCGAAGCGACUGAAGAAGGUAGGACACGAAAUGCAGAAUUGCGAGCCAAUUUCGAGCCUAGAUUGUUCAAAGUCAAAGGGGACUUAGUAUCUAAAUUGCCCGCCACUACUUCCUUUGAAACGCCAAAUCCUCAACCCUCUCUCUCAACCACACAUCUUUCUGGAAUCAAACUACCCACGAUAUCCCUUCCCGAAUUCGAUGGUGACUACGAGCAAUGGUUACCAUUUCAUGACACAUACGUCGCUCUCAUUCAUAAUAAUCCCGACCUACCACCCAUACAAAAAUUCCACUAUUUAAGGGCAGCUUUGAAGGGGGAAGCUGCUCAGUUAGUUGAAUCGAUCUCCAUUUCUUCGGCUAAUUACAAUCUAGCAUGGAACAUGCUUACUGGUCGGUAUGCUAACGAGUACCUUCUAAAGAAGAGGCACCUACAGGCAUUGUUCGACAUACCACGCGUAAGAAAGGAGACAGCAGCUACGCUUCAUAGCUUGGUCGACGAUUUCGAGCGCCAUACUAAAAUCCUGCAUCAACUGGGGGAGCCAACCGAUAGCUGGAGUGCGAUUCUGGAGCACCUACUGUGUACGCGAUUGCACGACGAUUCUCUUAGGGCCUGGGAGGAUCAUGCGUCCACCAUCGAGAACCCGAAUUACGCCUGUAUCAUCGAAUUUCUGCAGCGUCGAAUCCGUGUGCUGGAAUCAAUAUCGGUCAACCACCACCCGUCAAGCUCAAACAUCGUUGCACCACCGCAGCAUGCAAAACGAUUUACCAGCCACCAGCGCCUUUCAUCCUUUUCGUCAACCGCUGCCACGAAUUGGAACUGCCCGGCGUGUCAUCAGCAACACACUUUGCUAAAGUGCUCGAAAUUCCAUCGUAUGCCUGUCAACGAGCGCCUAAAGAUAGUCACCACCAAAGGUUUCUGCAUCAACUGCCUGCUACCAAACCAGGUAGGACACAACUGCUCUACCCACAAUUGUCGACACUGUGGUCGUAGACAUCAUUCGCUUUUGCACAUUAACCGCUCAGAUGAAGGAAGGAGGAACAACAAUGAACACCAGCCGAACAGCUCGACAUCUGUGGUAGUCCAAACAAAUUCAUCCUCCCCACGAGCCGGUCCGGCUCAGCAAACAUCCGCAGCAACUGCUGCAAUCGUUCCACACAUCGAAAGCAGCACACCCAUCAGCCAGCCGAACGAGACCGUUUUCCUUAUGACUGCUAUCGUUAAUGUCGUCGACGCCUUCGGAAAACCUCACCCAGCCCGUGCGCUUCUGGACAGCGCGUCGCAGCCUAACUUAAUCACCGAACGCAUGGCACAGCUGCUACGCGUAAAACGACAUAGGGUAAACGUGACAAUUAUGGGCGCAGGUCAACUGUCGAAACCAGUUCGAGAAUCAAUUUUUACCCAAGUUAAAUCUCGCUCUAGCAACUUCUUCUGCGAUGCCAACUUUCUUGUGAUGCACAAAGUAACCGCUAAUCUCCCUGCACAGGACGUAUCCCAAUUAGGCUGGAAACUUCCGAAGGAAAUCUCACUUGCUGACCCCUCUUUUCAUCGAAGUCAACCGAUCGAUCUUGUCUUAGGUGCUAGGCAUUUUCACGAUUUCUUCCCCACUGCAGCUCGUCUACAGAUCGACAAUCGACUUCCUCUCCUUGUCGAUAGCGUUUUUGGGUGGAUAGUAUCAGGCUCCGGUACGUAUGUUGGUCCCGAUGGUGAGGAGGAGGUUGACAAAAGGCUACAAACAACCGUCGUGUCCAUGGUUACCCUAGAGCAGAUCAUCGAAAGGUUCUGGACAACCGAAAGCCUGUGCAUCAAUGACACAUAUUCAGCGGAGGAGAAAUUUUGUGAAACUCUGUACGAUUCUACUACCACACGCAGCGAAGAAGGACGAUAUUUGGUACGCUUACCCCGAAAAGCUGAUUUCAACGUCAUGAUUGGCAACUCGAAAAUGAGCGCGCUUCGCCGGUACAAAUUACUGGAACGCCGAUUGAAUAGAAACCCGGAACUCAAGGAGGAAUACGACAAAUUCAUGCGGGAAUAUCUCUCCCUUGGCCACAUGAAACUGGUCAACGCGGACGACGAUCGCUCUCCCGUAUCCUAUUACCUGCCACACCAUCCCGUAAUUAAGGAUUCAAGCACGACCACGAAGGUCAGAGUCGUUUUCGACGGCUCAUCAAAAGCUUCAUCCGGCUUCUCACUCAAUGAAGCCCUUUGCGUGGAUCCUGUAGUGCAGGACGACUUGCUUACGCUCAUUCUCCGUUUCCGUACCCUGCCAAUUGCUCUCGUAGGCGACAUAGCCAAAAUGUACCGACAGGUUCUAGUACAUCCAGAAGACACACCCCUGCAGAGGAUUCUCUGGCGUUUCACCAACCACACUCCAAUCCAGACCUACGAGUUGCUCACCGUAACGUACGGUCUGGCCCCAUCAUCCUUUCUCGCGACCCGUACCCUGAAGCAGCUAGCGAAAGAAGAAGGUUCAUCGUACCCCCUGGGCCAGGCGGCUCUAGAAAAAUGUUUCUAUGUGGACGAUUUCAUCGGAGGAGCCCAAUCGAUCGAAGAAGCCGUACGUUUGAGGAACGAACUAUCUGAGCUGCUGUCGAAAGGAGGAUUCGAGCUGCGUAAAUGGACUUCAAACCGUCUCGAGGUACUUCACGGUUUGAACGACGACCAAAUAGGCACACAAUCUUCACUGCAGUUUGGCCCUAACGAGACGGUGAAAACACUGGGAAUUAGCUGGGAACCCGAGGCCGACUUUCUUCGAUUCGAUUCACAAGUCGAACCAAACGAAAAACCGUGGACCAAGCGAGCAAUCUUGUCCACUAUCGCUAAACUCUUCGACCCGAUGUGA